Molecule: messenger RNA, 2288 nt
Organism: Poecilia reticulata (guppy)
Lineage: Eukaryota; Metazoa; Chordata; Actinopteri; Cyprinodontiformes; Poeciliidae
Gene: srsf1b
Product: serine and arginine rich splicing factor 1b
Cellular component (GO): nucleus; cytoplasm
Molecular function (GO): mRNA binding
Source: RefSeq, a predicted model, not a curated record
CUUAACCAAUGCUAAAGGUGAUUACGUGAACUAGCGUCACUACAUGGCGCUAAGUUCGCCAUUAAAGUUAGAGCGGAUUUAGCAGCCGACAACAGAACAGUGUCGCAGCAUUUCCCUGUUCGUUUUCACCCGAAGUUUCCCGCCUCUGUUAUGAGAUAGCUCUGCCGUAGCCUUUUGUUCACUAGCUCUUAGUCCGUUUGCGGUACGGUUAGCUUAUUUUGCGCUAAAAUGUCCGGAGGAUUCGCUCGAGGACCCUCGGGAAGCAACGAUUGUCGGAUAUAUGUGGGGAAUCUUCCCCCAGACAUCCGCUCCAAAGACGUCGAAGACUUAUUUUAUAAAUACGGAUCUGUGCGUGAUAUUGACCUGAAGAACCGCAGAGGAGGACCACCGUUUGCUUUCGUUCAGUUCGAGGAUCCGAGGGACGCUGAGGAUGCUGUGUACGGGCGAGAUGGGUAUGAUUACGAUGGCUAUCGACUUCGUGUGGAGUUUCCAAGAAGUGGAAGGGGUGGCGGCGGAGGAGGAGGAGGAGGUGGUGGAGGCGGAGGCAUGGGGCCGUCAAGGAACCGGUAUGGCCCUCCAUCCCGACGCUCUGAAAACAGAGUGGUUGUGUCAGGUCUUCCCCAAAGCGGGAGCUGGCAGGACCUGAAGGAUCACAUGCGGGAGGCAGGUGAUGUAUGUUACGCUGAUGUCUUCCGCGAUGGCACAGGUGUGGUGGAGUUUGUGCGCAAAGAAGACAUGACCUACGCUGUGCGUAAAUUGGAUAACACCAAGUUUCGUUCUCAUGAGGGAGAGACGGCCUACAUUCGUGUGAAGAUGGAUGGCAAUCGCAGCCCCAGCUACGGCCCCUCUCGCUCUCGUAGCCGCAGCAGAAGCCGCAGCAAGAGCCGAUCCCGCAGCUACUCCCCACGCCGCAGCAGGGGAUCCCCCCAGUACUCGCCCCGGCGUUCCCGUUCACGCUCCCGUUCCCGUACUUAGAUCUGCCUAAACUGAAGCAGCGGUGUACCUCAGAGCCAGAGAGGAGGCGGUCACGUUUAAAAUCCAGUGGUUACUCCCAGGAUCAUCUCUCACUUGUGUACAAUGUUGUUUUGUGUGUUUCACCCACCCCUCCUUCUCCAUUUUGUUUUCCCUACUUUUUUUGCAGACCUGAUUUUCUCUCCCGCUUGGCUUCCUCUGUCUUUUCCCCUUCUGUUUCUGCUAUCCACCUUUUUCUCGUCCCAGCAUAUUUUUUUUUUCUCUUCUCGUUGAAUGCUUUUGUUUUUUCUUUUUAGCCAUCGUCUUUGACUUCUCCAUAGCAUAUACAACUGUCCUUUGACCUUCUUGUGUGUUUCUCUGUAGAAUUCAGAGGAACAGGAUAGGAUGGGAAGAGAGGAAACAGUUCAUUUUAGGAUAAACAGGAGGAGGAGGAGGAGUCAAAUAUGGCACCAAUGGUAUGAUGGCUGUGCCUUGUCGACUGUGAAAUCUUCACUUAAGGCUUUUGUGAAUCUCUUUUCCUUUAAAUACUCAGUUUACACUUGAGUACUGCUGUUGAAUGUUACAGUAAAGUGUGCUGUAAACUGUUUUUGGGGACCCUAAAAUGUAUUUGUUUGUUUUUUUUUUUGUUUUUUUGUUUGCUUCUCAUCUUUUUGUAGUCAAAGUAUUGUUUUGGAUUUGAUUGGUAGUUGAAUUAUUAAUAUUUUUAAAAUGUUUUCCAAAGGUGUGAUUCUAACUCACCUCCUUCUCUUUGGUUCUGCUGGUUAUUCUAAAGGUUUGGACUGGGCUCAUUGGCUCACCUUUCCGGAUCCGGAUCAGGAUUCAGGAUCAGUUUAGGAUUAGGCUUCAGGAUGGAUACAUGGAGCACGACCCCGGCCCUGUCCACCUUACCCCGGCUAACCGGAAACCUCUCAGUAAACGAGAUAAAUCAAACUGAUUUGGCUUUCGAAAUUAUCAAAAUUAUUCCUUCAUUUUUGGUCUGGGACACCAGAGACGCAGAGUUACUGGCUGCAGAGUGGGGAAACCAUUUCUCAAUUUUUUUAUUUUUUAUUUUUUUAAUUGUAAAAAGAAGAGCAAAGCUUGGAUAGGAUCCAGUAGGAGGGCAUGGAGGUGCAGGAUGGAUCCCACGCGUAAGGAGAGCGGUAAAUUGUGGGGAACAUUUGUCAGGGGAUGAGGGAGGUGUGGUUGGUAAAAUGAAAGGAUGCUCAAAAUGGUAUGACUUUUCUUAGUUCAGUCAUUUCCAAAGAUGGAUAAUUUGUGAUUUUCAGUAUUUCACUGCUUAUUUCUCUUUUAAUAAAACAUUCAGUAACAAUAAGUGA